UUGUCCAUAUAAAAUCCAAGUUCGUGAUCAUCCAAUCCAUUUUUCAUCUCUUUCCCUCCUCUUCUCUCUCAGUCCACCGGCCAUGCCUGUCAUGGCCUUCUCACUACGCUUUCCCCACUCUCUCCCUCACUCCCGUCUGUCUCCUUUCUCUUGCUCCCCUCAUCUCUUUUCUCUCCCUACUCAUUCUGUUUCUUCCAAGCCGUAUCUGUACAGCUCCAACAUCCAAUGCACUGCCGCUAACGACAGUGGGAGAAACAAAACAGCGAGCUCAUUGACGCAAAGUUUCGAUCCUAAGCGUGGAGUCUCAGUUUACAGGCCAAAAUCAUAUGAAGUUCUUGUCACUGAUGCUGCCAAAUCCGUCGCUUAUGCUCUUGAAGAUGGCAAAACCCGCUUGGAAAUCGAGUUCCCGCCCCUGCCGAGCAACAUUUCUUCUUACAAGGGUUCUUCAGAUGAAUUCAUUGAUGCCAACAUUCAACUUGCAUUGGCUGUUGUCAGGAAGCUGCAAGAAAGAAGGGAAACCAGGGCUUGCAUCGUUUUUCCUGAUAAGCCAGAAAAACGCAGGGCUUCUCAGCUUUUCAAGUCAGCCCUUGAUUCGAUUGAUGGCAUUAGCAUAGGCUCCCUUGAUGAUGUUCCCAGUGGUCCUGUCAGCAAUUUUUUCAGAUCUAUGAGGGACACUCUUGAUUUUGACUUUGAAGAUGAAAAUGAAGGUCGCUGGGAGUCCAAGGAGCCGCCAACACUCUAUAUAUUUAUUAAUUGUAGCACACGUGAACUCUCUGUUAUAGAGAAGUAUGUGGAACAGUUUGCUACAUCAACUCCAUCUAUUCUAUUUAACCUGGAACUAGACACAUUACGGGCUGACUUGGGUCUUCUUGGAUUUCCAACCAAAGACCUCCACUACCGAUUUCUUUCCCAGUUCAUCCCAGUGUUUUAUAUUCGAAUAAGAGAGUAUUCUAAGACAGUAGCGGUUGCACCUUUCGUGGUAAAUUAUAAUGGGGCACUGUUUCGCCAAUAUCCUGGUCCUUGGCAGGUAAUGCUUAAACAAGCAGAUGGUUCUUUUGCUUGCAUAGCAGAGAGUGCUACACGUUUCACACUUGGUGAAACGAAAGAAGAACUAUUGAGGGUCUUAGGGCUACAAGAGGAAGAAGGAAGUUCACUGGAGUUUCUUCGUAGAGGCUACAAGGUUUUUCCUCCUUAUUUUAACUAGCCUUUUGAUUGAAUUCA
Carica papaya (papaya) is the source of this 1221-nucleotide messenger RNA. Lineage: Eukaryota; Viridiplantae; Streptophyta; Magnoliopsida; Brassicales; Caricaceae. The record is from RefSeq and is a predicted model, not a curated record.